CCGGCCGGGCGCCGCGGCCCUGGCAUGAGGAGCGGGCGAUGAUCCCGGCCAACGCCUCCGCCAGGAAGGGGCCCGAGGGCAAGUACCCGCUGCACUACCUCGUGUGGCACAACCGCCACCGCGAGCUGGAGAAGGAGGUCCGCGCCGGCCAGGUGGACAUCGAGCAGCUGGAUCCCCGCGGGCGGACCCCCCUGCACCUGGCCACCACACUGGGACACCUCGAGUGUGCCCGUGUGCUGCUCGCACACGGCGCAGAUGUGGGCAGGGAGAACCGCAGCGGCUGGACAGUGCUUCAGGAGGCUGUGAGCACCCGGGACCUGGAGCUGGUGCAGCUGGUGCUGCGGUACCGGGACUACCAGCGCGUGGUGAAGCGCUUGGCGGGCAUCCCUGUGCUCCUGGAGAAGUUGCGCAAGGCCCAGGACUUCUACGUGGAGAUGAAAUGGGAGUUCACUAGCUGGGUGCCCUUGGUGUCCAAGAUCUGCCCCAGUGACACGUACAAAGUGUGGAAGAGUGGGCAGAACCUACGGGUCGAUACCACGCUCUUGGGCUUUGACCACAUGACGUGGCAGCGAGGGAACCGCAGCUUCGUCUUCAGGGGCCAAGACACGAGCGCCGUGGUCAUGGAGAUUGACCAUGACCGCCGGGUGGUGUACACGGAGACCCUGGCCCUGGCCGGGCAGGACCGUGAGCUGCUGCUUGCUGCCGCCCAGCCCACCGAGGAGCAGGUGCUCAGCCGGCUCACGGCCCCCGUCGUCACCACACAGCUUGACACCAAGAACAUCUCCUUCGAGAGGAACAAGACUGGCAUCCUGGGCUGGCGCAGCGAGAAGACAGAGAUGGUGAACGGGUAUGAAGCCAAGGUGUAUGGGGCAUCCAACGUGGAGCUCAUCACCCGGACGCGGACGGAGCAUCUUUCAGAACAGCACAAGGGCAAGGUCAAAGGCUGUAAGACACCUCUGCAGUCCUUCCUGGGAAUUGCUGAGCAGCAUGGGGGCCCCCAAAAUGGGACCCUGAUCACUCAGACUCUGAGCCAAGCCAACCCCACUGCCAUCACUGCAGAAGAGUACUUCAACCCCAACUUUGAGCUUGGCAACCGGGACAUGGGCCGCCCCAUGGAACUCACCACCAAGACCCAGAAGUUCAAGGCCAAGCUGUGGCUGUGUGAGGAGCAUCCCCUGUCCCUGUGUGAGCAGGUGGCCCCCAUCAUUGACCUCAUGGCUGUCAGCAAUGCGCUUUUCGCCAAGCUCCGGGAUUUCAUUACCCUCCGCCUGCCGCCUGGUUUCCCAGUCAAGAUUGAAAUCCCAAUCUUCCACAUCCUCAACGCUCGCAUCACCUUCGGGAACCUCAAUGGCUGUGAUGAGCCCGUGCCGUCCGUGCGAGGCAGCCCCAGCAGUGAGACCCCUUCCCCAGGCAGCGACUCGUCCAGCGUCAGCAGCUCCAGUUCCACCACCUCGUGCCGUGGCUGCGAGAUCUCCCCCGCGUUGUUCGAGGCCCCACGUGGCUACAGUGUGCUGGGCGGCCAGCGGGAGGCGGCCACCCGCGACGACGACGAUGACCUGCUGCAGUUCGCCAUCCAGCAGAGCCUGCUAGAGGCGGGCAGUGAGUAUGACCAGGUCACUAUCUGGGAGGCGCUAACCAACAGCAAGCCAGGCACUCACCCCAUGUCCUACGAGGCUCGCCGACAGGACAGGAGCGCCCCGCCGACGCCGCAGCGCCAGCCCGGGCCCCCCGCCUCGGUGCCCAGCCCCCGGCCCAGCCCGCGCCCAGGCCCGGGCGGCCACGUGUUCCGGAGCUACGACGAGCAGCUGCGGCUGGCCAUGGAGUUGUCUGCGCAGGAGCAGGAGGAGCGGCGGCGGCGCGCGCGCCAGGAGGAGGAGGAGCUGGAGCGUAUCCUACGGCUCUCGCUGACCGAGCAGUAGCGCCCUCUGCAGGGCCCAUCGGCGCUGCCCCGCGUAACCCGCCGCGGAGCCGGACUCGCCUGGGCCUGCGUGCCCGCCCGGCUACGGCCGUAGACUGGAGCCAAGGCCUGCGGUCCGGAGAGGCGCCCCUGGCACAGGACCGGGAGGGCCUCGGCGCGUCCGCGGGAUGCCUGUCGCGGCCAGGGCCCGGGAGGCAGCUCGCACGCCCCGGUCCCCCCGCUUUGCUGUAUCCUGAUGCCCACCACUCUAUCUUGGGCUCAGACUUGUCCGAGGGGGCCAGGCCGUCCUGAAGGGGAGCCGGGUCCUCAGAGGAGCAGUGUCCCCCAACCCUCGCUCCUUCUGGCCGGUCCUCCUUUUCUGCUCACAGAACCCACUGUAGGACACUGUCCAUGAAGCCUUUGCAUCUCCGCUCUUCACCCCAGGGGGGCAGCUGAGCUCCCCACGUGCUGUGUUGCUGCUUUGUCCCAGACACAAAACAGCACGUCAAGGGCCCAGCUCCUCCUUCACCCCGGCAUUUCAGCGUCAAGUGCACUUAGCGGGGUGCCCGGCUUCCCCAGCCCCCCCCUUCCUGGGUCUCAGGGUGGUCCCAGUUUCUCCUUGGGUGGCCAGAGGUUGGCGUCCCCAUCCCCAAGGCACGCUUUUGUGAUCAGGGAGGGUGCCCAAGGUGGGCCCCCGGGCCUGGGCAAGGCCUGGUUCCUUCGUGAUGUCUUGGCAAAUGGGGGACAAUAUUUGCGCUGGGGGCAAGCACUAGACCCUGUCCCCUGGCCCUGCUUAUGGGCAGGUGCACCCUGAAGCCCUCUCACCGGCUCAGGGCCCUGGCACCACCACCCACCCCUUCCCACCAGCUGCUGCUAGCCCUCUGUGGUCGUGUGUCCCACCCGCCCCCAGCCAGGGGCUGACUCUCAAACCCUUCAUCCAAUGGUGCUAACCCCCGGCUCUCCCCUGCCCCACCCCACCCACCCAGAGAAGCACAGACCCCGCUAGGGGCAGGGGCCCACUGCACACCCUUGUCCGCCUUCUCUCAGGCUGGCCUUCCUGGCUCAGCCAGUGAGGCUCAGGAGGGACACAAAAGGGAUAGAAGAAAAGAACAAAGAGAAACUGUUCCUCUCACCUCCUUCCCUGAUGUCAGGGGCACCAGACUGACUCUGAGGCACAAAUAAAAGAGGCUUCAAACCCGA
Messenger RNA from Neogale vison (American mink), 3097 nucleotides. RefSeq names its product ankyrin repeat domain 13B (gene ANKRD13B). Lineage: Eukaryota; Metazoa; Chordata; Mammalia; Carnivora; Mustelidae. Bases 39 to 1919 code for a protein of 626 amino acids. Gene Ontology annotation, cellular component: cytoplasm. Gene Ontology annotation, molecular function: protein binding. The transcript has 15 exons. The record is from RefSeq and is a predicted model, not a curated record.